CAGCGCCGGCACUUCCUGCGGCGGCGGCCGGAGCAGGGCAGCGGCGGCCCCCGGGAGGAUCCCGGCAACCAGCCUCUGGGCCAGGUUUGUUUUCUGUUUACAAGCCUGAAGAUGGCUGCUGCUGCUGCUUCUUCCUGCACUGGGGAAGAAGAUGAGAGCCUGAAGGGAUGCGAGCUCUAUGUUCAGAAACAUAACAUCCAGCAGAUCCUGAAAGAGUGUAUCGUAAACCUCUGCAUUGCAAAACCCGACCGGCCCAUGAAGUUCCUGCGAGAACACUUUGAAAAAUUAGAAAAGGAAGAAUGCAAACAAAUACUGGCUCGGCAGAAGUCCAAUUCCCAGUCUGAUUCUCAUGAUGAUGAGAUUUCUCCACCUCCUCCAAACCCAGUGGUAAAAGCUCGCCGUAGAAGGGGUGGUGUCAGCGCUGAGGUGUACACUGAGGAAGAUGCUGUUUCUUAUGUUAGAAAGGUUAUUCCAAAGGACUAUAAAACAAUGACUGCUUUGGCCAAGGCCAUCUCCAAGAACGUACUCUUUGCUCAUCUUGAUGACAAUGAAAGAAGUGAUAUAUUUGAUGCCAUGUUCCCAGUUACACACAUCGCUGGAGAAACCGUCAUUCAGCAAGGUGACGAAGGAGACAACUUCUAUGUCAUUGAUCAAGGAGAAGUGGAUGUUUAUGUAAAUGGAGAAUGGGUUACCAGCAUUGGAGAAGGAGGUAGCUUUGGGGAGCUUGCGUUGAUCUAUGGAACACCAAGAGCUGCUACCGUCAAGGCCAAGACAGAUCUCAAACUGUGGGGCAUCGACAGGGACAGCUACAGACGCAUUUUAAUGGGUAGCACACUGAGAAAACGGAAGAUGUAUGAAGAAUUCCUGAGCAAGGUCUCCAUUUUGGAAUCACUGGACAAAUGGGAACGACUGACAGUAGCGGAUGCAUUAGAACCUGUCCAGUUUGAAGAUGGAGAAAAAAUCGUGGUGCAGGGGGAGCCAGGUGAUGACUUUUUCAUCAUUACAGAGGGCACAGCUUCUGUUCUUCAGCGCAGGUCGGAUAAUGAGGAAUACGUAGAAGUUGGACGACUUGGCCCAUCAGAUUAUUUUGGGGAGAUAGCGCUACUGCUCAAUCGGCCCCGGGCGGCAACGGUGGUGGCACGUGGGCCGCUGAAGUGCGUAAAGCUGGAUCGUCCUCGCUUUGAACGCGUGCUUGGUCCUUGUUCCGAAAUCCUCAAGAGAAACAUCCAGAGAUACAACAGUUUCAUUUCUCUUACUGUCUAAAUGAUUCCACUGGAAACAUGCCUUUGUGCUACCUUGUGCACUUAAAUUUGAUCUGUGCAGCUCCAUAGCUUUAUGAUGAUGAAACAACAAGCGUGCAUUUUAUGUGUAUUUUUCUGUUUAUGUCCGAGGCACUGGAUACAAAUCCAUAUGUUCUGUAUCAUUAAAGUAGGGAGACAACUGUUAGAAUGAGACUAGCGUUGAGGAACCUUGAUAAAUCAUGACUUUUGGCUUACAGGCAAGAUGGCGACAGGUUGCCAGGUAAAAUAUAUUAACAGUGUGUUUUUAACUAUUUAAAAUGCACAUGAAUCUCCAUUUCUCACUUUAUUGUAGCUCUUUCUCCUUAAAGUUAGCUCCUUCUAUCUUUUGUCCAACUUUUUUUUAAUGAAGUUAUAUCCCUCAGCCUGGUGGUUUCAUAUACCCUUCGCUGCUAAUGGCCUAAAGGUUUAUAAAGCUCCACAUGAUAAAUGACAGUUGCACAUUUGAAGGGAGAAGAUAAGGGAAAGCUUUUCAUCAUUCCAAUGUAACAAGGAAAACAAGGAGCUUUGAUCACUCCGUGAUUUCAGUAUCCUGAGCCAGAGCUGUCCCUGAUGCAAGCACUUUGGAGUCAGUGGAAUUACACCAGGGAUUAUUCUGGCUAACUCUCUGCUCUCUAUUCCAGUUUUUUUUUUAAAUGUGAAAACUCCAAGGCUUGCUGUGUUUAAGUGUAGCCAUUAAUUCCUGGAGGAGUUUAGCUUUUUUAACUAGGCUGAGCUACUACCCAUGGAGGUCAAUAGGAGCUUCUUCAUUGGAAUCAACAGGCUUUGGAUCAGGUCCUAAGACAUAUGAAGCACCGCUUUGUACACUUGGGCUGAAAUCUUCAGCAGCUUUUAUGGAUAUUAUACACACAGCUUGAGAGAGCUUGCUGGAAAGAAUUCCUUAGCCUUUUCAACGGUGAUUCAACAUGAUUAUUUUACACAUGGCCCCUUUAAUUCAUAAUUAAUACAAUUUUCUGAAAGCUAAAUACACACUUCAAACUGAACCAUCGCUAAAUUGUGUGUGCUUCUUAUGUUGCCUGUCUGCAAAAAGGCUUGUACUACAUAAGCAAGGGGACCAGGAUGCUUCAGUGAGCUCUCUACAUAGGUCACCCCAUAGGUCCAUACAGGUACAGGGGUCCUUUUGGAUGGAGCCUCUUGUAGGGCUAGUCCUUAGUCUUCUGAGUCACCAUCCAAGAGAACAAAAUUCAGUAAUUCACUUCCCACUGGAGGAAAACUCUUCACCAUGACAGUAGUAAAGUUCUGUAUGGCUAUAACCACAAAUGUCAUUUCCACAUGUUGAUUAUGGCAAACCCGUAUUUCCAUCACAGCAUCCUCUUGUUGGAACACAGGAAGAACUUUCCAUGCCCUUCCAUACUGAAAUUAUGUAGUUAAAUGAAGCAGAUAUAAUCAUUGUUAAAUCAGAGGCAUUAAUUAAGACUGAAUUAGCAAAGACUGGAAAAGUUGAGUAGACUCUUUUACCAAAUUGAACAGAAACUUCUAGAUUUGGUUAUAUUUUCCCACCAGUUUUCAUUUGGUGGGUCUCAGUACUUCAGUCCUUAUGAAGAUACAUGAUCCUGUUGAUCUCAGGAGCUGGUCCUCUCAUUAUUUCAAGACAUUUAAUUUAUUUAAUCAUAUUU
Messenger RNA from Gavialis gangeticus (Gharial), 2914 nucleotides. It is a transcript of the gene PRKAR1B, whose product is annotated as protein kinase cAMP-dependent type I regulatory subunit beta. The transcript has 11 exons. Gene Ontology annotation, cellular component: cAMP-dependent protein kinase complex. Gene Ontology annotation, biological process: regulation of protein phosphorylation. Gene Ontology annotation, molecular function: cAMP-dependent protein kinase regulator activity. Bases 112 to 1263 code for a protein of 383 amino acids. NCBI's taxonomy places the organism in Eukaryota, Metazoa, Chordata, Crocodylia, Gavialidae. The record is from RefSeq and is a predicted model, not a curated record.